AUGGCGAAACAGCCGACGAUGUUCCACAGGAUGGCGUCUGAAAUGGCGUUGGUUCACAAUUGCAUUCUCCGAGGUCUCAACGCCAUCUACCUGCAAGCUCCCCACAUCAAGCCCGAAGACGAGUUCAGCUUCGCGAAUUAUAUGCACCAGUGGUAUCGCAUGAUUCACGCGCACCAUAGCGGAGAAGAGCGCCUCUUUUUUCCGGCAGUAGAGAGACUCACAGGCAUCGUUGGGUUUAUGGACGUCAACAUCGAACAGCACAAAAGCUUCCACAACGGCCUGGAGUCCUUCGCCCAGUACAUCAAGGCUCUCAUCGCGCGGGAAGUAGCCUACGACGGUAACAGGGUUGUUUCUCUAAUCGACCGCUUCGGGAAGGAUUUGUGUCUUCAUCUCGAGGAGGAGAUUCCCACCAUCAUAAGUUUAGAAAAGUUCGGUACUGAGAAAAUGGCGCCAGUCGAGAAGAUCUUCGCACAAGAAGCCCAAGAGGUCAUGCUGACAUGGAGUAGCAAGAAAUGGGUUUUCUAG
Messenger RNA from Colletotrichum chrysophilum, 525 nucleotides. RefSeq lists its product as uncharacterized. Lineage: Eukaryota; Fungi; Ascomycota; Sordariomycetes; Glomerellales; Glomerellaceae. Bases 1 to 525 code for a protein of 174 amino acids. The record is from RefSeq and is a predicted model, not a curated record. The transcript has 2 exons.